This is a messenger RNA of Ascoidea rubescens DSM 1968, 2160 nucleotides long. RefSeq names its product CCAAT displacement transcription factor COY1 (gene COY1). Gene Ontology annotation, cellular component: Golgi membrane. The record is from RefSeq and is a predicted model, not a curated record. The annotation marks the transcript as partial. Lineage: Eukaryota; Fungi; Ascomycota; Saccharomycetes; Ascoideales; Ascoideaceae. Gene Ontology annotation, biological process: intra-Golgi vesicle-mediated transport. The transcript has a single exon.
UUCGAGAAGGCAUUGCAUGUUUGGUCUCAGAUAUCUUUGCCUGAUUUACAGAAACAUUGGGACCAGGAGGCUGUCGAGAUAAAAGAUAACCAGAAAAGUCUAUUAUUGUCCAGAAAGGAUCUAGCUGCGUCGACAAAAUCGUUUAGAAAAUUGUCAAAUGAUAAGAAAUUCAGCAAAAUCAAUCCUCUUUUGAAGUCCUAUCAGCAGCAGAUUGAUAGACUAACAAGGCAAAAUAAAAAUGUGGAGAAUAUGUUUUUCAAUACGUAUAAAAUAUUAAGUGAGGCCCCAGACCCCAAACCAUUAUUAGAAGCCUCUUUAGACUCCUUCUUGAUUUCAAAUGAGGUUGAAAAAUUGAAAAAGGAGAAUGAAUUUCUUGAAAAUAAAUUGUUAAAUUUCAGUGAUUAUGAUAGUUUGAAAUUAAAAUUGAAAAAAUUGUCCAAAAAUAAUACAGAUAACCUUAAUUCAAAAUUAACUGAAAAGGAUGACCAAUACAAAGCUAUAUUAGACGAGAAAGAGAGAAACUUCCAAUUAAAAGAAAACGAUUACCAAUCUAGAAUCACAGAAUUGGCAAAAAAAAUCGAUGAAUUGAAAACCAUUAACAAAAUUACAAAUAGAAGGCUUAAAAACCAAAACAAUAUUUUAGGGAAUAACGAUGAUGAAGACGACGACGACGAUGAAAAUGAUAUUAAUAAUUUAGAUAGCGAUAUUCUGCAGAAAAAUUUAAAAAGAAAUCUGUCUGACAAUGUUACUGCUUCGGAAAUCCAAAAUAUUGACCUUAUUCAAACUAAAAAUUCAUUAAAAUUGCAAUUGGAAAUGGUCACCAAUGAUGCAAAUUCUUCCAGAAUUAGGGUAAUAGAAUUGGAAAAAAGAAAUGAAAACUUAAGAAAAGAAAUAAUAUCGUUGAAUUCAAAGAUAUCCACUAAUUCUCAAUUCAUACAAUUAAAUAAUAGAAUCGCUGAUCUUGAAACUGAAAAUUCAUUUAUUUUAUCUAAGAAUAAUUUAAAUUUAAAAAAAACUGAAUUACAAAUCAACGAAUACACUAAAAAAAUAAAUAACCUUGAAAGAGAAAACAGUCAUCUAAAAUCAGAAGUACUUUCUUUGAAAGAAAACUUUCAAAAAUUUAGUGAUUAUGACGAACUUAAAAAUGAGCUAGAUAUCUUGAGAACAAUCGAAUUUGGUAUUGAUAAUGAUGAUGACACCCUGAACACUGAUAACACACUUUCUUCUUCUAAAGAUAAACAUUUAGAUGAAAUACUAAUCGCAAGAAAUCGUAAAUUAGCCAAUGAAAUCGUAGAGUUUAGAAAUCAAAAUGAAUCACUCACUAAAAACAUAAAUGAAGUAUAUGAAAAAUUAAAUAAUAAUAAAAAAGAAAUCGAAGAACUUAAAUCAUUAAAUGAAUCUUUAGAAAAUGAUUUAAUGAACGUGAAUUCCGCUAAAAAUAAUAACUUAGAAGCAAACAAUGGUUGGGAUACAAUGAGUUUUAUCUCCGGAAUUUCAAGAGUUCCUAAAUCAAUAAUGAAUUCAAAAAGAGGUGGUAGAUCCACAGGCAAAAUAUCUCCUGCUGCAUCAAUCGCUGGUGGAUAUAGUUAUGAAAAAGAAGGCGUACUUUUGAACAAUUUAAAUAAUCAUAACUCUUCUAAUUUUGAUCCUUCAUUGCUAGCUGUAAUAACGCAACAAAGGGAUCGAUUCAGAACUAAAAACAAAGAAUUGGAAUUAGCAAUCAAAAAAUCAAACAAAACAGUAAAUGACUUGAAAAGAACAGUUCAGGUACUUAAAAAUGAUAAUAAUGAACUAUAUGAAAAAAUAAGAUAUUUGCAAUCAUAUCAAAAUUAUAGUCUGCAAAAUAGAAAUAGAUCGACAAACGUAUCGACUAAUCCUUAUAGCCAAACAUUAACAAACUCGGGAAAUGAUAUUUAUGACAACGAUGCUGAAAGUUUGGAUAAAUAUAAAGAUUAUUAUGAGGAUAAUCUACAUCCAUUAUCGAAGUUUAGAAUAAAGGAAGCAGAGAGAGCCAAAUCAAAACUACCCGCUUGGGAAAGAUUGUUUUUAUCACUUGCCAAUAGUAUAUUAGCUAAAAAAACGAAUCGCUUGUUGUUUAUGAGUUAUUGUAUUGGGCUUCAUUGUCUUGUAAUGACCAUGUUAUUUUAUUUAAUACAUAGC